CAGCCUUGCACUUGCCUCAGGUCGGACUUUCUAACCACCUACUUCAGAAUGCCGAUGACAGCUCAUCAGACCGGGCGACUAGCAUCGCAUCUUCUAGCACGAGCUUGGCAAGCUCGAUCAUGAACCACCGUAUCGAAAAUGGCAGAACCUACCACAGGUAUAAAGAUGGCCGUACCUACCCCAAUGACGAGAAGGAGAAUGACAGGCUAGACCUUCAACAUAACAUCUUCCUUCUCACGCUCGACUACAAGCUGGGUCUUGCUCCGGCGGCUCAGCCCGGAUCCAAGGUCAAACGUGUCUUGGACGUGGGAACUGGCACUGGAAUCUGGUGCAUCGAGUUCGGCGAUGAACAUCCUGAUGCCGAGGUUGUUGGUAUCGAUCUGUCUCCAGCUCAAACAGCAUUCGUUCCGCCCAACGUCAAGUUCGAGGUUGACGACCUCGAGGAACCUUGGACGUACCACACAAAGUUUGACUACAUCCACACGCGCGUCAUGACUUCUAGCAUCGCCGACUGGAAGAGGUUCUUCAAGCAAUCUUACAACUUCCUCGAGCCCGGAGGAUACAUCGAGCUCCAAGAAGGCCACAUGAGACCCGACUGCGAUGACGACACCCUCAAGCCCACCAGCCCGCUCAUCGAGUGGGUCGACAGGCUGGAAGAGGCCUGCAACAUCUUUGGGCGUCCGUUCAUCAACUGCCCGAGCCUCAAGCCGCUGCUCGAGGAGGUCGGCUUCGAAGACGUCUCGGUGAAAAAGUACAAGUGGCCGAUCAACGCGUGGCCCAAGGAUCCUCACUACAGAGAGCUCGGCAUCUGGAACCUCGAAAACAUGCUGGAGGGCGUCGAGGGCUGGAGCAUGGCCCCCUUCACCAGAGCGCUCGACUGGACGAAAGAGGAGGUGAAUGUCUUCCUCAUCAGUGUUCGAAACGAGUUGAAGAACAAGAAUGUGCAUGCCUAUAUUCCCGUGUACGUGAUCCACGCGAGAAAGCCGCUCAAGCCUGCUGAGGAUGACGAAGAGGCGUCCUGAAGAGAAUCGAGGCAAAACAGUUCUGAAGUUGAUGUGGAAGGGGGUUGAACUUAGCUAGCGAGUGACAAUCAUGUUGGACAUGGUGAUGAGAAAAUGAACUACACGCUCACAAGUAGAUCCGCAGCUCGCCGCAGGUUAUCAAGGACUGAUUGACAUUGUCUAUCUCAAUCUCAUUUGAAUCCAGAUAUAUAUAGAGAGUGUGUA
Molecule: messenger RNA, 1226 nt
Organism: Colletotrichum godetiae
Lineage: Eukaryota; Fungi; Ascomycota; Sordariomycetes; Glomerellales; Glomerellaceae
Product: S-adenosyl-L-methionine-dependent methyltransferase
Exons: 8
Coding region: 120-1022 (300 amino acids)
Source: RefSeq, a predicted model, not a curated record